CUACGCGCGUUGGUUUGUUUUCUGGAAAGAAGAGAACAUGAGUAACAUUUAUAUACAAGAGCCACCUUCGAAUGGCAAGGUUUUGCUUAAAACAACUGCUGGGGACAUUGACAUUGAAUUAUGGUCAAAAGAAGCACCAAAAGCAUGCAGAAACUUUGUUCAGCUUUGCUUGGAAGGUUAUUAUGAGAACACAAUAUUUCACAGAGUUGUCCCAGAAUUUAUAGUGCAAGGGGGAGAUCCCACUGGUACUGGAUUAGGAGGUGAAUCAAUUUAUGGAAAACCUUUUAGGGAUGAAUUCCAUUCGCGACUCAGAUUUAACCGACGAGGGCUUGUUGCCAUGGCGAAUGCUGGUCCUCAUGAUAAUGGAAGCCAAUUUUUCUUUACACUUGGUCGUGCCGAUGAGCUUAAUAGCAAGCAUACCAUCUUUGGAAAGAUUACUGGAGAUACGAUAUAUAAUCUACUGAGAUUGGCAGAAGUUGAUAUCGGGAGAGAUGAGAGACCUGUGAACCCACAUAAGAUUAAAACCAGUGAGGUAUUGUUUAAUCCUUUUGAUGACAUAAUUCCUAGAGUUAUUAAAAAGUCAAAAAAGGAAAAACAAGAGGAGGAAACUAAAAAAACAAAGGUUAAAGGCACAAAGAACUUUAAUUUACUUUCAUUUGGAGAAGAAGCUGAAGAGGAGGAGGAAGAAGUUAAUAAAGUCAGUGAGACUUUAAAAGGAAAAAGUAAAAGCAGCCAUGAUCUUUUGAAGGAUGAUCCUCGGUUGAGUUCGGUUCCUGCUGUAGAGAGUUCAACAGAGUCCAAGCCUCUUAAUAGUGACACAGAUAAUGAUGAUUCUGAUGCUGAAAGUGAAGAUUGUGAUGAAAUUGAUAGCGAUGAAAAAGAUCAAAUAAAAAAUCGCAUAUCUAACAAACUAAAAAAAGAUUCAAGCAAAACCAUUAAACCUACUAUGAAAUUACCUGAUGAUGAGACUGAGAGAAAAGGCAGCCGCAGCGAGGAACUACGGAAAGAAGCACGGCAACUAAAAAGAGAACUAAAAGCAGCAAAACAAAAGAAAGAAGACGAUGCAAAGAAAACUGAAACCACAAUAGAAAUCCAAAAGAAAGUUACUGAUGUUGCUAUUGAAGAAUACCUCAAAGAAAAGGAAAAGUAUGAAGAUAGAAAGAAGAAUUCAGUGAAAGGUCUAUCCAGAGAGCAACAGACAUUAGCUCUGCUGGGCCAGUUUAAAUCAAAGCUUACACAGGCAAUUUCUGAAACACCAGAAGAAGUAUCAGAUACAGACGCGGAGGAUGACACAGGAUGGCUUUCUCAUGUUCUUCAGUUUGAUGAGAAAAGCAGUAAGGUAAAAGAUGCCAAUAUGCAAGAUGCAGAUACUUUUGAAAUAUAUGACCCUCGUAACCCAGUUAACAAGAGGAGAAGAGAGGAAAGCAAAAAGCUCAUGAAGCAGAAAAAAGAAAAACGGUGAAGGAAGUGUCCAUUCUGGUGAUCUCCCUUCUCAAAAUGUGGCAUCAUGUGAAAAUAUGUUUAAAUAUGACAUGACUUUUUAAACUGGCACAAUUAAACAUUCUAUAAUUUUUUGAAGCGGUCAUCUUUGCAAUUUAACAUAAAUCACUCAUUUUAUAAAUUAUAUAAUUUGCGGUAUAAAAAGGUUUCAACAAAUCUUUAAAAAAGUGACUCCAGCCUUGGCAGGUAUCAUAAAAGAAAGACCUUUAUUGUAGCUUGGUUCGCACAAAAGCAACAAUGUUUCAGACCUGUGCUAGGUCCUUAGUCAUGAGACAUAACUAAGGACCUAGCACAUGUCUGAAACAUUGUUGCUUUUGUGUGGACCAAGGUACAAUAAAGGUACUUUUUUCAAGAUUUGCUGAUACGGAGGGGUGGCUGACUCCUUACUGCUGUGCCUAAUUGUUUCGGCUGCUGUUCCCCACUUCUUUGCUUUACUGUAUAAAAUGGUUUCAAAACAGUCUUUUCAGUUUUCUCUGUAACAAAUUAUUUGAAUUAUGUUGAGUAAAGAGAAAGCAAUUCUUUAUUUAUUGAAGAUUAGCUUUUCGAAUAUUUUUGUUCAUUUAGAAAUAAACUGUAUAAUCUACUAAAUAA
Molecule: messenger RNA, 2091 nt
Organism: Bombina bombina (fire-bellied toad)
Lineage: Eukaryota; Metazoa; Chordata; Amphibia; Anura; Bombinatoridae
Gene: CWC27
Product: CWC27 spliceosome associated cyclophilin
Exons: 14
Coding region: 38-1462 (474 amino acids)
Biological process (GO): protein peptidyl-prolyl isomerization; protein folding
Cellular component (GO): catalytic step 2 spliceosome
Molecular function (GO): peptidyl-prolyl cis-trans isomerase activity
Source: RefSeq, a predicted model, not a curated record